AUGGGAGGAUGCUUCUCCAAACCCAAACCAGUUGAAGUUAAAGUGGAACUCUCUCUCCUGGAAAAAGAGAAAGAGGUGGACGGGCUAUCACCUAAUGGUAAAGCGAGUCCCUUUGCUGACUGCAGACCUAACGGGGCCCUGGGACACGGCUCCGAUGACGACUCCACCCCGCUCUCCCCCUACCACAAACCACGGGACUACGUGGAGGCCUCGGUCUGUCAUGUUAAAGAUCUGGAAAAUGGACAGAUGCGAGAGGUUGACUUGGGAAGUGGCAGAGCUUUGCUGAUCAAAGAACACGGGGAGUUCUCAGCCAUGGGCCACAAGUGUCCACACUAUGGAGCACCCCUGGUCAAAGGUGUGCUGUCAAAAGGACACGUGCGCUGUCCCUGGCACGGUGCGUGUUUCAACAUUGCAACAGGAGACAUCGAGGACUUCCCUGGUUUGGACAGCCUGCCUACCUUCCAGGUCAGAGUUGAAAAGGACAAGGUGAUCAUUCGUGCAAACAAGCAGGCUCUUCAGUCACAGAAAAGGUCAAAGCCCAUGGCUCGAUGUUCAGCAGUCAUUAACUCCAGCACUGGCUUCAGCCAUGUUCUCAUCAUUGGCUCAGGUCCGGCAGGUCUGGUGUGUGCAGAGACACUGAGGCUAGAGGGCUUCACCGAUCGCAUUGUCAUGUGCACCAUGGACAGACAUCCUCCGUAUGACAGACCUAAACUGAGUAAGUCCCUAGACAGCACAGCAGAGCAGCUGAGAUUGCGCUCCAUGGACUUCCUGCAGGACCACGACAUUGAGCUGCUCACAGAGAAAGAGGCUGUGGCAAUAGACGUGAAAACGCGAUCUGUGACCUUUGAAGAUGGCUUGAGGAUGGAGUACAGGAAACUUUUUAUUGCUACAGGAAGCAAACCCAAACCAAUGAACUACAAAGGCAAAGACGUCCGGAACGUGUUUCACCUCCGGACUCCUGAGGAUGCGAACAGCAUAGCGAGGCUGGCCAACAACAAGAACGCUGUGAUUGUGGGAACAUCAUUUGUUGGUAUGGAGGUGGCUGCAGCUCUAACUGACAAGGCCCACUCGGUCUCUGUCAUCGGGAUCGAGUCAGUCCCCUUUAAAAAAGCUCUCGGGGAGAAAGUAGGGAAAGCCAUAAUGAAGCUGUUUGAGGCAAACAGGGUGAAGUUCUACAUGCUGAACGAGGUGUCAGAGAUGAUUGGCCAUCAUGGACAGCUGAAAGAGGUGGUCCUGAAGAGUGGAAAAGUCCUGCGGGCAGACGUGUGUGUCAUCGGAGCAGGAAGUGUUCCUGCAACAGGCUUCCUGAAACAGAGCGGCCUCCACAUGGACUCCAAGGGCUUCAUCACUGUCAACAAAAUGAUGCAGACAAAUGUUGAUGGGGUCUUUGCUGGAGGAGACGUGGUUAUGUUUCCUUUCCCGCCACGCAACAACAAGAAGGUGAACAUCCCUCACUGGCAAAUGGCUCAUGUGCACGGAAGGGUGGCGGCUCUCAGCAUGAUGGGCCGAGCCACUGAGGUCAAAACUGUGCCUUACUUCUGGUCAGCCAUGUUUGGGAAGACCAUACGCUAUGCAGGUUAUGGUGAUGGAUUUGAUGAUGUCAUUAUACAAGGGGACCUGGAUGAACUGAGAUUUGUAGCGUUUUAUACCAGGAGUGAGGAGGUGGUUGCUGUUGCCAGCAUGAACUAUGAUCCCAUUGUGUCCCGCGUGGCAGAGGUCUUAGGAUCCGGAAAGAUGAUUAAGAAACGAGAUGUGGAGACUGGAGACAUUUCUUGGUUGAUUGACAAAGGCUCUCAAUGA
Molecule: messenger RNA, 1800 nt
Organism: Xiphias gladius (swordfish)
Lineage: Eukaryota; Metazoa; Chordata; Actinopteri; Istiophoriformes; Xiphiidae
Product: apoptosis-inducing factor 3
Exons: 19
Coding region: 1-1800 (599 amino acids)
Biological process (GO): execution phase of apoptosis
Cellular component (GO): cytoplasm; mitochondrion
Molecular function (GO): 2 iron, 2 sulfur cluster binding; oxidoreductase activity, acting on NAD(P)H; flavin adenine dinucleotide binding
Source: RefSeq, a predicted model, not a curated record